Messenger RNA from Durusdinium trenchii, 1428 nucleotides. The record is from the annotation of a GenBank genome assembly. Lineage: Eukaryota; Dinophyceae; Suessiales; Symbiodiniaceae.
AUGCCGCCCUCCCAGCGCCGAGUGCUGAUCAUCGGCGGGAGCUUCUCCGGCUUAGCAGCGGGCCGAGACUUGGGGAGCCAUUACUUGGUGACUUGGACGAGGGCUGAGUAUUUCGAGUACACCCCGGGAGUCUUGCGUGCCUACGUCAAACCAAAGCACUUGGACGCGCUGACUUUUACUUUGCAGCCAGUGAUUGAGACUCGCAUGGGCUGCAAGUACAUUUGGGGCGAAGUGAAGGAGUUGAACGGUGCGGAGAAGACGGCCACCUACAAGCCAAUCUUCACCAGUGAGAGAGAAACCAUUGACUUCGACUACUGCAUCAUUGCGGCGGGCUGCAAUUUCGGCCCUUUCCACAAGUGGGGCGAGUCACUGUGGUUCCCGACCAUCCACGAGGAUGCGCGCCCGGAAGGCUCUUGGCCUCACCUGGAUGAGCGCUACUUGGAAGGCCGCAGGCGACACGUCCUCGAAGAGUUCAACUUCCUGAAGAGCUUGAACGACAAGUCGGCCACCUGCCUGGUGGUCGGCGCUGGCUUCAUCGGUGUGGAGUGGGCCACGGAGAUUCAGCACUUUUUCCCCAGGGUGAAGUUGACCAUCAUUGAUUUCUUGCCACAGCCGCUGGGUCCUCUGCCAGCUUCGGCAGCCAAAUACUGUGAGACUUGGAACGAAGGUGCGGCCACGUGCUGCACCUGGAUUGUGGAGAAGUACAUGAACAAGGUUGGCAUCAAGCAGUUCUACAACACCAAGUACGAUGCCAAGAAUACUGAGUUCUGGAAGAGCAUCGAUUUGCCCAACGGUGCGGACAAGGAGUACGUGUGCAUCGGUGUGAAGGCGUCCAACUACUUCAUGCCAAAGGAGACCCUGAGCGAGAAGGGACCUGGUGGCGGAGGCAAGAAGCCAGACGAUUGGCCGAUUCCACCCAUCCCAAAGAUCUCCUACCCCGGUGAGGAGAUGUGCAUUGUCGCCUGCACCAACAUCGAGAAGACCGACAGGCUGCUCUUCCAGAGCAAGACGGUUGAUUGCUGUGGAGACCCAUUGAAGGUUUGGGACAUGCACUGGCCAUGGGGUGCCGGGAUGUUCGCCACAUCCUUGGGCCCAGAUGACGCUUGCUUCGUGGCUGGCGCCAAUUGGCAGAAGAACUCCGGCCUCAUGUGCGUUUGGGGUCAGGUCUGUGCCGUGCAGAAGGAGUUCAUUGAAGCCUCCAAGACGGAUGCUUGGUCCGUUUUGGAUGAGUGCGCCUAUGGCUUCAUUGGCCGCUGCAUUUGGUACUUCGUCCACCACACGCCGGUGCACCUUUUCGGCGGUGGCCCACGCUGGGGUGUCUCGGCGGAAACGCGCAGCCAAGGGACGUGUGCUUCUUUGGACCGGCUUGUUUGGUGCUCUUUUGGUGGAUGCUUUGACGGAAGCGUUGGCUCUGGUGAUUGGUGCUAG